Messenger RNA from Scylla paramamosain (green mud crab), 3209 nucleotides. It is a transcript of the gene CHMP2B, whose product is annotated as charged multivesicular body protein 2b-like. The coding region runs from base 364 to 999 and encodes 211 amino acids. Gene Ontology annotation, biological process: endosome transport via multivesicular body sorting pathway; protein transport; late endosome to vacuole transport. The record is from RefSeq and is a predicted model, not a curated record. NCBI's taxonomy places the organism in Eukaryota, Metazoa, Arthropoda, Malacostraca, Decapoda, Portunidae. The transcript is spliced from 5 exons. Gene Ontology annotation, cellular component: multivesicular body; ESCRT III complex.
AGAAAAGUACCAUAAUACAAUCUGUUUAUGUGUGUUUACCGGAAAUUUUACACAGUCCAUAAACCACCCACACAGAUACUCAAAUUCACGUUUGUAUAAACUACAAAACAGUUCUUAGUUGAAGUCCCGCUACUUACCUGAGCGAUGAAAAAAAAAUCGAAAUGAAAGAACAGUGGAGGUUACAUUGGUGCAAUUGUAAAAUGAACAUAAAAUAUACUAUAUGAAUUGGGCAUAGCAUAUUUCUUCACUACUCCCAUCAUGUCACAGUCGUGGAAGGAGUGGUGACAGGUACAGUACGGCAGCAGGGUCUGAUUCACUGUCACGAUCGCUUUGCAUCACAACACUGCCCAACACUCGGAGACAAUGUUCAAGAAACCCUCACCCAGAGACCAAAUGAAGGCCAAUGAACGGCAGCUACGCAGAGUUGGCCGAGAUGUGGAGCGGGAUAGAAGAGAACUGGAAAGAGAAGAGAAAAAACUAGAAAAUGAUAUAAAAAGACUGGCAAAAUCUCCAGGCAACAAAGAAGCUGUGGCAGUUCUUGCCAAACAGCUCGUUAACAUCAGAAAGCAGAAAGCAAGAACCUAUGCUGCAAAUAGCAGGAUAUCAUCUGUGGCAGCUCAACAAAAGGGCAUGCAGGCAAAUGUCAAAUUGGCAGGUGCUAUGGGUACAGCAACAAAGACCAUGGUUAACAUGAACAAGAUCAUGAAGCCGGAGGAUAUUGCCAAGAAUAUGAAAGAGUUUGAGCAAGCCUCUGCAAAAUUGGAUAUGACUGAUGAACUUAUGAAUGAUACCCUUGAUGAUAUACUAAAUGAAAGUGGAGAUGAAGAAGAAAGUGAUGCCAUUGUGAAUCAAGUUUUAGAUGAAAUUGGCAUCGAAAUUGGAUCAAAGGUGGCAGGAGCACCAUCAGCAAGGGCAGAUGCAUUAGGGGAUACAAGUAAAUCCAGAGUCCUCUCAGAUGAUGAAUUAGAACAAUCCCUUGCAAAGUUGAGAGCUACAUAAGUGUUCUUUGAGUGUGCUAUUCUUAUCAUCCUGAAACUUUUCCUUACACUUCAUUUAACAUUUAAAAAAAAGAUGUACAGCAAAUUUAUCUAUUGGCUGUGUUGUCAUUUUUCAUAGGUGACAACCAUUCAUGGAAAAGUUUUCUUGUAAAUACAUGAAAUAUUUUAAAGUGUACUUACACCAACUUAUAUGUAAUAUAGCUUGCUUUUCUAAUAUUUCUGCAAAAGGAUUUGUGAAAUCGUUGAAUAAUUUUAUUUAUUAUAGUGUGGGUUUUGUGUAAUGAGAAAAGGAAAAUUUGUACAUGAUGUUGGGUUUUGAGAAAUUUAUUUGUAUAUUGUAAGGAAAUCAUGUAAAUUGAUUAUGUAAGUUUUGUUUUCCUCUUUUCUAUGGUGUGGGUUUUCCAUUGACUUUAAAUUUUUCUGAACUGAACUGGCUGCAAAAUUAUCAAAUUUAAUUUAAUAUACUUUCUUUUUUUGGUAAUUUAGUUGAGUUAAGAAUGUAAAAAAUAUAUUUGUGCAGUGGACUAUAAAGGUUUACUACUCAUGAAUGAAGGUCUGCGAGAAAUGGAAACCCACAGAUGAAAUGGACUGAGACUUAAUAAGCUACAGUUUCAGCAACUGUUAUUUAAUUAAAUAUUUCAAAUUGAUGCAAAACUAUUAAAACAAAAAUUUCUGCUACAUCUAAAGUGUCAUUGGCAUUGCUUGCUUGUAGAUGAGAAUGUAAGAAAUAACUGCUGCUGUUCAUUUAUGUGUUUGCAUUCAUAGUGCUUCAUUCUCACUUAGUAAGAGGUGAGGAAAAUAUCUUAUCUGCAAUGUAUGCAUUGGUUUGUAUACAGAGGUUAGCUCCCUUAGUUUGUCCAUUGUUCUCUCAUGUUUAACUUUCAUUUAUCUUUCAUAACCAUGUAGUUCUACUGUCUCUCUACCUUAACUACAAUACUCUAUUCUGGUACACCAGAGCUUUUGUACCAAUUUUUUUUUCAUCCCAAUCCCAUUUCCUUUAUUUUGCCUAAAACAAAGGCCAGAGAAAGGGAAAAUUUGAGCCACAUGGUAAAUCAUGCACUGUUCACUUAUGCACAGUAUGUUUCUAUUAUUUUUUCAAUAAUCACAGAAUCUAGUAUAAAGCCAGACUAACCUUGUCUCACUGGGAACAGAAGCAGAAUCCCAUGCCUUAAUCUCUUCCCCAUUCCUCUCGUAUACCAGCACAUGAAAGAACUGUACACAAAUGUGCUAUGAGCUUACUAGUUUUUGCAAAAAAAAUCAUCUGAACACACUUCACAUGAUUGAAGAACUAUAGUAUGUGGAAGUCAAGUCAUGAGUAAUCUGUAGUAUUUAUAGAUAUUUGGAAUGUGAGCAUUUUAUGAUGCAUGCCAUGCAUUACUUAGGUGUCAUAAGAGGCAAUAGGAAAGGACAAUGAUGGAAGGAGUGGGGAAGCUGAUAUUUAGUAUUUUUUCUCUGCAGUAGCCAAGGAAACUGCUUUCUUGGGUGCUGCAUUACAUGUACCAAAACUACCUGAAUUCUCAAUUAACAGGAUUAAUUUGUGUAACAAUGAAGGUCACAUAUUUAAAAGUUAUUAAAAAUAGGAAUAGUUUUUUAAAUUAAUGGUGUGUAUAGUAUUUAAAUAAUACAGUAUUCAGUACUACCAUACAUAUGAACAGCCAUUCUCACAUAAACAAAUGAACUAUGGUUUGAUUAAUGACAAAUUUCAGUAUUAGUACUAAGCUCUAACAAACACACUGUUGUUGUUUUCUGCCAAAAUGCUCUUGUUCUGAGUCUGAUUGAAAACUAUCAACAGACUUGGACUCAAGAGUAUUAAUGAGUUGUGCAUUAUAUUCAAGUGUUUCGGUUGACUGAGUACUCCCUACCGGAGUGUGAUAUAAAUUUAUGAUUGGCUGCCCAAGCAUGCCCUGGUUGGAAACUUGGAAGCCUUGACCUGAAAAGCUCACCUGCAUAAUCAUUAAUAAAAAAAAAAGGAAAAGAGAAAAGCAGCUUCUGGAAACUUGAUGGCUUUCAAAUGUAUGUCUUCAUGCUAUCUCACCUCUGAUAUCUUCAGAUUUUAAUAUAUAGAGUUAACUGAUUGAUAAAUGUUUGCCAAGUUAAAGUGUAUGCAUUGCAAUAAUUGUAAAAAAAAGUGUUUACCUGAUUUGAUAAUUCUGAUUUCCAAUGGAAUAUAUUUUUUUAUAUAAGAAUUUGCCAAAUAAAGCACCAACAUUA